Molecule: messenger RNA, 2253 nt
Organism: Cynocephalus volans (Philippine flying lemur)
Lineage: Eukaryota; Metazoa; Chordata; Mammalia; Dermoptera; Cynocephalidae
Gene: MAEA
Product: macrophage erythroblast attacher, E3 ubiquitin ligase
Exons: 10
Coding region: 42-1355 (437 amino acids)
Biological process (GO): proteasome-mediated ubiquitin-dependent protein catabolic process
Cellular component (GO): cytoplasm; GID complex; nucleus
Molecular function (GO): protein binding; ubiquitin protein ligase activity
Source: RefSeq, a predicted model, not a curated record
GCGCCGCGCUGCCCCGCCCGCUCGUGUUUGGCUGGUCCAAGAUGGCGGUGCAGGAGUCGGCGGCCCAGCUGUCCAUGACCCUGAAGGUCCAGGAGUACCCGACGCUCAAGGUGCCAUAUGAGACACUGAAUAAACGCUUUCGAGCUGCUCAGAAAAACAUCGACCGUGAGACGAGCCACGUCACCAUGGUGGUGGCCGAGCUGGAGAAGACCUUGAGCAGCUGCCCUGCCGUGGACUCUGUGGUCAGUCUCCUGGACGGCGUGGUGGAGAAGCUCAGUGUCCUCAAGAGGAAGGCGGUCGAGUCCAUCCAGGCUGAGGACGAGAGCGCCAAGCUGUGCAAGCGCAGGAUUGAGCACCUCAAGGAGCACAGCAGCGACCAGCCAGCAGCAGCCAGCACGUGGAAGAGGAAGCGCAUGGACCGCAUGAUGGCUGAGCACCUGCUGCGCUGUGGCUACUACAGCACGGCCGUGAAGUUGGCACGGCAGAGCGGCAUCGAGGACCUGGUGAAUAUCGAGAUGUUCCUGACGGCCAAAGAAGUGGAGGAGUCCCUGGAGAGGCAUGAGACGGCUACCUGCCUGGCCUGGUGCCACGACAAUAAGUCCCGGCUCCGGAAGAUGAAGGGCCGCCAAAACGAACACGAAGCGAAGACGGGACGAAAGAGUAGAGCGGCCAGUGGCUCCCCUAAAGAGAGUGAGGAUCUUGGUAUGGAAACCCUAAAAGGAAAGCCAGAAUUGAGCUGCUUGGAGUUCAGCCUAAGGAUUCAGGAGUUCAUUGAACUCAUCCGGCAGAACAAGAGACUGGACGCCGUGAGGCAUGCGAGAAAGCACUUCAGCCAGGCUGAGGGCAGCCAGCUGGAUGAAGUCCGCCAGGUCAUGGGCAUGCUGGCCUUCCCACCAGACACGCACAUCUCCCCAUACAAGGACCUGCUGGACCCGGCCCGGUGGCGAAUGCUGAUCCAGCAGUUCCGGUAUGACAACUACAGACUGCACCAGCUGGGAAACAACUCUGUGUUCACCCUCACCCUGCAGGCCGGCCUCUCAGCAAUAAAGACACCACAGUGCUACAAGGAGGACGGCAGCUCCAAGAGCCCUGACUGCCCCGUGUGCAGCCGCUCCCUGAACAAGCUGGCGCAGCCCCUGCCCAUGGCCCACUGUGCCAACUCCCGCCUGGUCUGCAAGAUCUCCGGUGACGUGAUGAACGAGAACAACCCGCCCAUGAUGCUGCCCAACGGCUACGUCUACGGCUACAACGUGAGGGGCCCGGGAGCGCGGGCCGUGUGCACAGCUCUCGGCUGUCAUUUGAAAGUGGGCAAGGGGGCGGGAACGACAGUCUCUGCUUUCUAUUCGUCAAGAUGAUAAAGUUGUUUGCCCAAGAACCAAAGAAGUCUUCCACUUCUCACAAGCCGAGAAAGUGUACAUCAUGUAGGCCCCACGUCACCAGCACACACCUCAGGGUCAGGGACUGUGUGGCAUGGAGGCCACCCCUCGUCCUGCCCCUGAGCUCCAGCUGCCAGGAGUUUCUGUUUCUUGCGACCAAAGAUCAGUGAGCAAUGAUAAAUACUCCUAGGAAGAGAAGAAAUAAGAUUUAAUAAGUUUGUACUUGAAAACAACGUUUUGAUUGUUAGGAUUUUGUAACAUAAGUCAACUAUCUCACCUUUCAAAGAAAACUUUUCUUUAAAGACUGACCUAACAUUGAGGGAAACUUAAGAACAUUUCAAAAAUAGGAAUCAACUAUUUCCUGUGUUUCUCAGUUUCCUCCCUUUUGCUAAUGAGACUUGGAGAACAGGCCAGUCGUUGGCCAUCUCGUGUCAGGCCUGGAAGAGGGGGCAGCGACGCCGGACUAGCCUACAGUGACUCAUGAUGCAGAGCCACAGGGGCUGGCUCUAAGGACUGCCCACCUGCACCAUGUUCCCGCAGGACUGUCAGUAUGUGCGUAGGUUCAACAUCACGUCUUCGUGUGCCACCUUAUUUCCUGCUUUGAGAAUGUAUUUACGUGGAAAUCCACUGGACUGAGUUUCUGCAGAUGCCUUGCUGGAUGGUUCCAUAACUUUAGAGUCUAAAUACUAUUCGUACAGAAACUAAUCGUUCAGUUGAAAUAAGUACUGAUGACUUCUCAAGACGAAUGAACCGUCGUAGCUUACACAGAACCAUAUUGUAGAGGUUUGUAUUUAGUGCUUAUUUUUGCAUGUUGAUGUCGAUUAGCUAAUAAACUGUAAAUGUAAAACAUGUUAAUAAAAUGGUUUUCCGUUUCUUA